Zasmidium cellare ATCC 36951 is the source of this 927-nucleotide messenger RNA. RefSeq lists its product as uncharacterized. NCBI's taxonomy places the organism in Eukaryota, Fungi, Ascomycota, Dothideomycetes, Mycosphaerellales, Mycosphaerellaceae. The record is from RefSeq and is a predicted model, not a curated record. Bases 1 to 927 code for a protein of 308 amino acids. The transcript has a single exon.
AUGUCCAAAACCACCCACGAGAACCAACAAACCGCCGACCGCAACGCCUACCCUCUCAACCGCGACGUCCUCGCCUCCGCCCGCCUACACCUCCAACACCAAGUCUGGAUCUCCUCCCUGCACUACCUCCUCCACCCAUCCAUCCCCCUCUCCCCACAACCACCAAAAACGCAACAACCCCAACCCAACCCCCUCCAAAUCGCCGAAAUCGGCAGCGGAACAGGCCUCUUCACCCUCCAACUCGCCUCCCACCUAUCAACCCAGAACGUCCAAGCAGAAAUCUAUGCCUACGACCUCUCCCUCUCCCAAUCCCCCCCUCAACCUUGGUGGCCCCCCAACACAACCUUCACCCCCCUCGACAUCUUCGACCCGAUCCCGCUCCACCUCAUCUCAAAAUACGACCUCCUCUGCUUACGCCAUUUCAUCUGCGUCAUCCAAUCGGGGAACCCCACGAGGUUGUUGAAGCAACUCCUGAGGAUGCUGAAGCCGGGCGGCUGGCUGCAGUGGCAGGAGUGGGAUAUUUCGACGAAUUGCCUGCUUUCCGCGGAGGGUGCAGUGGCGAAGGCGCCGAAGUUGAAGGCGUAUAUGGAUCUCACGCAGGGUGUCACGGCGUUGCAGGAGCAGACGGCUUGGGUGAAGACUUUCCAUACGCACCCACUCCUCGCGUCAUCAUCUCCGGAGGCGGAGUUGAUUGUGCACGACCGGCAUUGGACAGCCAAGGAGGUCUUUUUGUUGAAGCAGGAAAUCGCCUUCUUGGGGGCGAGGGAGUGGAGUGAGAAUUUGAGGGGGAGGGGGGAGGUGCGCGAGGCGGAGAGGAUUGAGAGGGUGGCGAGGGAGGCGGAGGCGGAGUGUUGGGAGCAGGGCAGGGGGACGGUGGUGGAUGGGGAGAUGGUGACGUGGGUUUUGCGGAAGAAGGGAGGAGAGUAG